Penicillium canescens is the source of this 1224-nucleotide messenger RNA. RefSeq names its product protein kinase RIO2. The transcript has 3 exons. NCBI's taxonomy places the organism in Eukaryota, Fungi, Ascomycota, Eurotiomycetes, Eurotiales, Aspergillaceae. Gene Ontology annotation, cellular component: nucleus; preribosome, small subunit precursor; cytosol. Gene Ontology annotation, biological process: maturation of SSU-rRNA; protein phosphorylation. Bases 1 to 1224 code for a protein of 407 amino acids. The record is from RefSeq and is a predicted model, not a curated record. Gene Ontology annotation, molecular function: ATP binding; protein serine/threonine kinase activity.
AUGAAGCUCGAUGCCAAGGCCAUUCGCUACCUCACCUCUGAGGAUUUCAAAGUUCUUGCGGCGGUUGAAGCCGGAAGUCGUAACCAUGAGGUCGUUCCUACGCCGUUGAUCUCGCAGCUUUCGGGCCUCCGAGGUGGCAGCGGUGUCAACCGCGCAAUCUCGAACCUCGCAAAGACGAACUUGAUCGCCAAAGUGAAGAAUGCCAAAUAUGACGGAUACCGACUCGCGUACGGAGGAUUGGACUAUCUCGCGUUGAACGCGCACCAGAAGCAAAAAGUCGUCUACUCAGUCGGCAACCAAGUUGGUGUUGGAAAGGAAUCAGACAUUAUCGUGGUGGCACACAGCAGCGGAGCGCAACGCAUUCUCAAAAUCCACCGUCUCGGCCGUAUCUCUUUCCGAACCGUUAAGACGAACCGCGACUACCUACGACACCGACACACAAGCUCAUGGAUGUACAUGUCGAGAUUGGCAGCGAUGAAGGAAUUUGCAUUCAUGAAAGCCCUACGCGAGAACGGAUUCUCGGUCCCCGAGCCCAUCGCCCAGAACCGACACACCAUCGUUAUGAGUUUGAUUGAUGCUUUCCCGCUGCGUCAGAUUUCCAGAGUGCCCGAACCGGCUGCGCUAUACUCUGAGCUUAUGGACAUGAUCUUGGAGCUUGCCCGAUUCGGUUUGAUUCACGGUGAUUUCAACGAGUUCAACAUUCUUAUCAAGGAAGAACAAGACCCUAGUGCGAAGGGCAAGGCACCUGCUACUGAAGAGGAAGAAGAUGAGAAUCUCCGGCUGGUCCCGGUUCUUAUUGAUUUCCCGCAGAUGGUUUCCAUUGACCAUACCAACGCUGAGAUGUACUUUGACCGUGAUGUUGAAUGUAUCAAGCGGUACUUCAAGCGCAAGUUCCACUUCGUCAGUGAUAUCCCAGGUCCUUCUUUUGCCGAUGCUAGAAAGAAGCUCCUCAAGAACCCUGGUAAGCGUCUGGAUGUCGAAGUUGAAGCCUCAGGCUUCUCACGGAAGAUGGCCCGUGAGCUCGAAGCGUACAUGAAAGACGUUGGAGCCACCGGUGAUGGAGAAGGUAGGGAUGAUGAAGAUGAGGAUGAUGAGGAAGAAGAGGAGUCAGUAUCUGAGGAAGAGGAAGCAGAUGACACUCCCGAGAACAAGGAUUCGGGAGAUAUCGACGACAACACCAAGCGGUUAGAAGAACUUCGAGUCUCGGAGUCAUCGGCGCAGUAA